AGCUGGUGCGCAAUAGCACACCUUGUAGUAUUUACAUCAUGUAUUCAAUUCAAAUGUUUCAAAUUGGCGCGUCGUUUCGGGAGCGAAUUCUCAUUGGCUGCUUCCCAGCUGGUACGCUAUAGCACAUUUCACAACAUGGUUUUUGUAUAUGAUUAGUGGCGCCCUCGAUGUACGCGUAUGAAAAACAUUAAUAGAACACGCAAAGUUUCAAUCGAUCUUUAAUACAUCAGAAACGCUUGUAAUAACAGGGAUAAUCUGUAUUUUUGAUAAUAAAAGAUGUAUAUUAAAUAGUAGAUAGUGAACGUAUUUAAUAAUCAAGUUAAUACAGUUUAUCAUUUCGUAUUUCCUGAUUAGCUUUUAUUUACAAACCGACAUCGAUAGUUACCUAAUAAAAAUUCCGCAUUAAAAAAGUUUGGAUAAUAUCGAAAUAUUGAUUUAAGAAUGGUGAAUAUUAAGGAUUUCAAGAAAAAGUUAUCGACGAAAGGAGAUGUGAUAUUUGAACCAAAUUAUAACGAUACUAGUCACGAUUUAUUAAAAUACCUACUGGUGAAAUGUCAAAUUAUCGGAUUGUUUCCGAUGCAUAAUAUCUGUUGUAAAGAUCCGUCGAAUAUAAAGUUUAAUUGGCUUUCUUGGAAAAUCGUCUACACAAUUACAAUUUGUGCAGUUUCGACGAUUUGUUCAUAUUUAGGAUUUUUUUGCGCCUUUCAAAUCUAUCCUGUCAUAACCCAUUUAGUAAUACCAAUGGUUUUUAUGCAAGUAGCAGUCACUACGUUAAUUUCAAUAAACGUAUCGAAAAACUGGCAAAAAUUUAUCACGAGCAUAACUUAUCUUGAAAUGGAAAUUAAUAAAAAAUAUGGCGCAUCGAAAAAUUUACGCAGUUUAUUGAACAUUCUUACACUCGCCGUAUAUGCCAUUGGUACUAUUGAACAUUUGAUGGAAAUUAUUUCAAUUACUUUUAAAACGGGAUCAAGAGGAUUCAUAAAUCAUAUUCAACAAAAAUGCGUUUAUCUAUAUGGUGAAUGUAAUUAUUGUUGGUCUGUAGUAUACGUGGUAUUUUGUAUAAUCAGUUGGGCAGUAUGUGUUACCGUUGACGUUUUCAUUAUCAAUUUAAGUGUGAUAUUUGCGUAUAGAUUCAAACAAAUUGCGGAUUCUUUUAAUCGAUAUAACGAUGUAUUGCAAAUCCAAGAAAUAUCUUCCGUUUACCUCACAGAUAAAACUUCGAAAUAUUAUCAAGAAAUAAGAGAAGAUUACUCUAAACUUGCUUUAGCCGUAUACCAAGUGGACAAAUUAUUUGGAAAUUUGAUAAUUUGCAGUUAUAUUUUCAAUAUUUCAUUGAUUUUGAUACAGCUGUUCAACAGCCUUAGAUAUAUCAAUAGUCAUUUAUAUUCGAUACAUUUCUUCUAUUCGUUUGGUUUUAUAAUAAUGAGAUUGGUUCUUGUUACAAUAUACGGUUCUUCAAUUAAUGAAGAAAGUAAAAAAUUCGCCGCAAUUAUACCCAAAGUACCAGACGAUCACUGGAGUGAAGACUUGCAAAGGAUAAUGGCGCAUAUUUAUUACGAUUCUAUAGCUUUGACUGGUGGACAAUUUUUCAAAAUUACUAGGCGUUUAACACUAAACAUUGCCGCUUCAAUUAUAACUUACGAAUUGAUUCUUAUACAAUUCAAUCAAAGUGCUUUGAAAGAUUUUGUUAAACCAAUAAAUAAUUCAAAUAGUACCGACAGAACCUGCGCUAGUAUCACUUGCACUGGAUCUAUAGUCGGGUCAGCCAGUGCAGUACAAGACAGUGUAAUCAAUUUAGUCCAAAAAAGAACAGAGGUAUUUCUCAACUUAAUCUGCGAAUAUGUAAAUAUGAACGAGUUAAACCGGCAUUUUUUUAUUAUACCAGUAAAUAUGUCAGAAACGCAAGAAGACGUUUUUAUCGUUAAGAAAAACGAAUUCCACGAUUCAAUCAAAUUCAUUAUAAAAUUAGCGCAAUAUUUCGGUGUGAUGCCGUUACAAAAUAUAAAUAAAACCUGGAAUCUAGUUUAUUUCAAAUGGCGUAGCUUUAAAGUCGUUUAUUCUAUAUUAAACGCCUGCGGAGCUUUCAUCAGUUUCGGAUUCUGGUUGGUGAAAUUCUGCGUGGACGGAUUAGUUGUCGAUAAAACUGCGCACAUGGCAUUCUACAUAUCGACAUUUCUCUGUUCGUUGCAUUUAAUCAAAUUAGCUAAACAUUGGAACGAGAUAUUGAAAGAAUGGUCUUAUAUUGAAAUGAGUAUGCGAGGGUAUGUAAACGACGUUAAUUUAAAAAAACGAUACCUGUGGAUGACAGCCACAUCUUUUACUCUCGGAAUAAUUGAACACGCGUUGUUCGUUAUAAACGGUAUAUACGCAGCAGACGCGUGCGCAUCUUAUGUAAUAAGUCCGUUAAGAGCAACAAUGGAAGUUUUAUUCAAUAAUUACUUUUCUUUUAUAACUUUUAAUGUUUGGCUUGGAGUUUUGGUUAAAGUAAUUAAUAUUUUGUCAACUUUCACUUGGAUAUUCACAGACGUUUUUAUCAGUUUAAUAAGUGUGGCUCUAACAGCAAAAUUUAGGCAGCUAGUUGUAAGAUUGAAGAAAAACAAGGUUAUGCACCAAAAAUUUUGGAGGGAAAUCCGACAGGAUUAUCAUAAAUUGUAUAUCCUUUGCAAGAAAAUGGACAAGCAUAUUUCGUUUUUAGUAUUAAUUUCAUAUAUGCACAAUAUAUUCUUCUUGUGUAUACAACUAUACAAUAGCUUAAGGGAAAGAAAAGGUAUAGCGGAAUCUACGUAUUUUGUUUUUUCGUUUUCUUUCUUAGUAUCGAGAAUAAUAGCAGUCUCAAUGUACGGAGCUUGGUUGCACGAUGAAGCUAAAAAACCGAUGGAGUAUCUGUAUAAUGUACCUACGGAAUAUUACUGUACCGAAAUCAGUCGAUUAAUUGAACAAAUGUACACGAAUCCGGUAGGAAUCACAGGAUCUGGAUUUUUUAUCGUAACACGAAAUUUUUUAUUACAGAUGGCUGGAACAAUCGUAACUUUCGAAUUAAUGUUGUUUCAAUUUGCACCGUUGGAUUCAAAAAAUCGAGCUUACAACAGAUCUGAAUCGUGUAUUUAAUAAUAAAAUAUAUUUGGAG
This is a messenger RNA of Diorhabda sublineata, 3127 nucleotides long. RefSeq lists its product as uncharacterized. The record is from RefSeq and is a predicted model, not a curated record. Gene Ontology annotation, cellular component: membrane. Gene Ontology annotation, molecular function: taste receptor activity. Gene Ontology annotation, biological process: detection of chemical stimulus involved in sensory perception of taste; sensory perception of chemical stimulus. Bases 442 to 3108 code for a protein of 888 amino acids. Lineage: Eukaryota; Metazoa; Arthropoda; Insecta; Coleoptera; Chrysomelidae. The transcript is spliced from 18 exons.